AUGCCCCAAAAGGAAAAGAAAAGGAACAAACAGACAUAUCAGAGGGACGAUGUGACAAACAGCAGUUCAGAGGAUGAAGGCGAAUGGAGAGCCAUCAUCAGAGCAUCACCAGCACUCCCCGCCUCAGCCAGGAGCCGGCUGAGUGCGGGUGCACUCAACCAGCCCCUAGACAUCAAGAGCACCGAGACACGGAAGAGCAUCCUGGACAGGAUGAUGAUUUACAAGAGGAAGAGCAGGAGGCAGAUGGCAGCGGAAUGGUGGAAGAGACGGGAGCAGCUGCAGUAUCAUCGGAUGAAGCAGACGACCACAUGCCAGCAUCUGAUGGAGAGGACAUUCACGUGUGAGGGAACAUGUGAGGGAAUCACGCCUGACAUCAUCAUCAACCCCCAUGCCAUCCCCUCUCGAAUGACAGUCGGUCACUUAAUCGAGUGUCUGCAGGGCAAGGUUUCUGUAAACAAGGGCGAGAUCGGCGACGCCACGCCGUUCAACGACGCGGUCAACGUGCAGAAGGUCUCCAACCUGCUGUCCGAGUACGGCUACCACCUGAGGGGUAACGAGGUUCUCUACAAUGGCUUCACCGUCCGCAAGCUCACCUCCCAGAUCUUCAUCGGGCCCACAUACUACCAGCCCCUCAAGCACAUGGUGGACGACAAGAUCCACUCCCGGGCCCGAGGGCCGGUCCAGAUCCUCAACAGACAGCCCAUGGAGGGCAGAUCGCGUGAUGGCGGUCUGCGUUUCGGUGAGAUGGAGCGUGAUUGUCAGAUCGCCCACAGCGCCGCCCAGUUCCUGAGGGAGCGUCUGUUCGAGGCGUCCGACCCCUACCAGGUGCACGUGUGCAACCUGUGCGGCCUCAUGGCCAUCGCCAACACAUGCAACCACACCUACGAGUGUCGCGGCUGCCGCAACAAAAACCCAGGUACGCCAACGGGCCACGGCCACUUCCCUUGUUGCACACGUCUCCCUCUGAGCCACUGCUCUGUUUUCCUGUCUGCAUUAAGUAAGUUAAACGAAUGUUUUCUGUGCCUGUUUCUAUCCCUAAUUUGAACACUACUCUAGUACGUCACUACCACAAAAAGUCACAUCACUAUCUGCUUUUUAAAUCCAAUCAGAAAUGUAUUGAAUAUUUCGAGCAAAUUUUCUGAUUUCAGCCAAUCUGAAGCCAUUGCAACGACGUGUGUGUUUCUUCCAUGGGGAACUAAGAAUAAGGAACCUGUGCCCCAAGGCAAAAGUCGCAAGAGGAUGAAAGGGGCCCAAUGCUUAUGACCUUAGCUGAGGGUGUUUGAGGGGUCUUUUUACCUGAAGGGCCUUUGGGUCAGAAACGGCCGGGUGAAGCUAACCUGACAGCCAUGUGAUCCAUCACAUGCCAUUUUAAAAAUAAAUACAAAUCUAUGCCCUGGCCUCUAAUCCUAACACCCAACCCGAUCAAUUGUGUUGCAUGAUGGCAGUAAACACAGGAGCAGUCUAGAUUUGGUUUGAACGAUUUAAACCUGACCUGAUGUUACCCAGGACAUCAUACCUGUCUAUCUUCAUCUCAAUGCUGGCCAAUCGCCCGAUCCCUCUAAACUGUACAGUUCAAUUCAUUAUAUCCUGAGCAUAACUGCUCUUUGAUUGGAUGCCCAUUUUCAGCACAUUUCCUGUUUGCUGUUGGUAGUGGAAUGACUGCAGUGUACAGUACUUUGAAAAAAAGGGUAAAGCAUAUUUAAAAUGAUAGCAUAUAAUUUUCAGCCUUUCAUAGUACAACAAUUCAAGACAUUCAUUUUAGUUGUUUUACUAUUAGUGACACUGAAACACAGAACAUGGCUUAUCUCAACACAUUUGUUGUCCUUACCCAAAAUGUUCAAUUUCAACAUACAGCUUACACACACAUUUCUAUAUAUAAAACUAAAUGUCUACUUCUACUGCCCAAAAAAAAACCAUGAUUUAUACUUAAGCUUUUCUAAUAUUCCAUGGUGUACACAGCUACGAUAAAGAUAGCACAUUCCGCAUUCCGUUUCAAUUCCUGUUGAAAGAACGACUUUGCCUCAGUGACUUCGCGUACACACUGUCCCAAACACAACGGCCUGUUUUGUUAAGAGAGCAAAUCCCGUCUGUGUGGGAGUUAUCGGUGGUGUUUGGCUAGUGGGUCUAAGCCUGUGGAAUGAGGGCCUGUGUUUUGCCUGCCUGUAACGUCAUGUCACUUUCCAGCACAGUUGAAGUUCAUAAUAUAGAAAUGGUUUUAAUGUGGUGUGUCUGUGUGUGUGUGUGUGUGUGUGUGUUGGGGGAGGGGGGGUGACUGGGAGCGUCUUUCCACAUAUCUUGCCCGAAGGCUUUGCCUAGUUACAACAUAACACCAAUGAGCAUUGCCUGUAUGAUGAUAUGGCUUUGUUCUACAUUUCUAAACACAAGAACUUCCGUGAGAUGAAGAGAACAGUGGUCAUAAAGCAUAGGUUUCAAUAGACGAUGAGAGCCAACUUUGAUUUCACAAGGGGAGGAUUUUCGUGUUUCAGUUCUGGAGAGCUUGCUUCACUAGCGGAUUUAUAAGCAUCAGGUUUGUCUGUUUAUUCAAAGAAUUAAUGAUUGGUUUAAUUCGCUGUUCUCCACUUACAGCUCUUCGUCCUUGUUCACUGAAAGAAAGAGAAAUUCAGUUAUUAGUUUACACAAUAUGAAAGAUUUUCUUCUUUUGCUAAUAACUUUCUCAUCUUUAUCUUCGUCUGUUCAUGCCCUUCUACACCAGCAAGACAAAAUAAGUUGCCAAAUGAUCCAUCAAACAAACCCCAUGUUAUUAUUUUAGUGUCAUAAUUUGACGUGAACUCAUUAAACCUUUGCAUUCCCCAUUACCACUUGGAGAGCGAUGUGCUGCCUGUGGGGACGCUUCUGCACUAUCAAUGAUGUGAUGUCGAGCUGGAUGGAAAGAAUGGGCUUUUAGUCCCCCUUGAGCAAAGCUUUUCUAGCGCAGGGAUCUGUUAAAGCCUGUGUAGGAAAACACCCAGAAACGCAUGUCUGAUCAUGGCCCCGGGCCCCAUGCAAAGGCCUGUAUUAGGAGGCGAUGAGAGCCAUGACUUUUCAAAAUGUAUACUCAUCCAAAAGGUUUGGAUUUUUUUUUACAUUUUUAUUUUGCACAUUACUGAUUUAGUUUAAAAGUUGAAAGUACUUUUUAAUUUUGAAUGCCCGGCCAACCCCAGCUUGUGUACUGGGCCAACCCCACCUUGUGUACUGGGCCAACUGUGCGCUAGGCUAGCGAUAACCCCGAGGUACCUUUCUUGAUGGGGAUGUCGUCCAGGGAGUCCACGACGUGGAUGGUGGCCACAGCCGAAGCCUCGCCCUUGGUGUUGGCAGCGUGACACUCAUAAGACCCAGCCUCGUCCACACUGAGUGGAGAGAUCUUUACAAAACAAGGAGGAGGCAAAAGAAAACAAGACAAAGAAAAAGAAAAAUCACUCCCGUUAUCCUCUCAACUGCCACGUGGGAAACGUUAUUGGUUCGAAUGUCAGCCCGGCUGCGGUAAACAAGCCCAGCACAAGACACAAACACUCUCUUCUGUGGCCCCGCGUUCACUUCAACCAGUGUCAGGGAGUCUGGCCUUACACCUGGCAGGACGUUUAGAUAACCACUGCAAAGGAUAAACAUCUAUGGAGAAUUCCCACAACAUGCUCUA
Gadus chalcogrammus (walleye pollock) is the source of this 3634-nucleotide messenger RNA. Its product is annotated as DNA-directed RNA polymerase II subunit RPB2-like. Gene Ontology annotation, biological process: DNA-templated transcription. The coding region runs from base 1 to 1044 and encodes 347 amino acids. NCBI's taxonomy places the organism in Eukaryota, Metazoa, Chordata, Actinopteri, Gadiformes, Gadidae. Gene Ontology annotation, molecular function: ribonucleoside binding; DNA binding; DNA-directed RNA polymerase activity. Gene Ontology annotation, cellular component: RNA polymerase II, core complex. The transcript has 6 exons. The record is from RefSeq and is a predicted model, not a curated record.